This is a messenger RNA of Aspergillus clavatus NRRL 1, 1182 nucleotides long. RefSeq names its product elongator complex protein 4. Gene Ontology annotation, biological process: tRNA wobble uridine modification. The coding region runs from base 1 to 1182 and encodes 393 amino acids. Gene Ontology annotation, cellular component: cytoplasm; transcription elongation factor complex; elongator holoenzyme complex. Lineage: Eukaryota; Fungi; Ascomycota; Eurotiomycetes; Eurotiales; Aspergillaceae. The transcript is spliced from 2 exons. The record is from RefSeq and is a predicted model, not a curated record.
AUGUCGUUUCGCAAACGCAACAUAGGCUUGUCAGGAGGUGCCGAUCGCUCAUCCAUCCCCAGCGCCUCUGCGCAGGUACCGCAAGCCACCGCUACUAUAGAAUUCAAUCCCGGCAUCCGCCCCUCCCCGGACGAUGGGCGACCAACUACUUCAACAGGCACACGAUCGCUUGAUAAUCUUCUGGCCGGGCAUGGGGGUCUUUCUAUCGGGAAAACUCUCUUGAUUGAAGAGAAUGGGACCACAGAUUUUGCGGGCGCAUUACUACGAUACUAUGCCGCAGAAGGCGUCGUGCAAGAUCAAACGGUUCAUGUGGUUGGAAUGCCUGAACAAUGGGGCAGAAGUUUGCCAGGCUUGAUCGGUCCCGCGGAUGCUGUCGAUGAUAAGUCUGAGAAGAGGAAGGGUGAGCGUAUGAAGAUCGCCUGGCGAUAUGAGCGUUUGGGGGAGUUCGGCGCAGGGGUCGCUGGUUCAAGAGCCCCCGUUGUUUCCGGCGAACAGAGUCCAACGUCUGCGGAUGCGAACAAGCAAGAAGCGUUCUGCCACGCCUUUGAUCUAACGAAGCGUCUGGUACAUCCUUCCAUAUCAAAAAUAACUUACAUACCCAUCACUCUCUCCAACGAACCUUUAUUCAUUUCGAUCUACAAGCGGCUCCAGGCAGCGAUCGCUUCGAGUCCCCCAAACACAGUUCAUCGCAUUGUCAUCCCAUCCUUGCUGAACCCUACAAUAUAUCCGCCCGAUGCCAGCCAGCCAGAUAGCGUCCUCCCAUUUCUCCACUCGCUGCGGGCCUUAAUGAGCUCCCAAACUCACCGUAUCACGGCAAUGAUCACGGUUCCUCUGUCUCUUUUCCCACGGUCUUCGGGGCUUGUGCGGUGGAUGGAGGUUCUCAGCGAUGGCGUCAUCGAGCUUUGUCCUUUUCCACAUUCAGCUGACGCCCUCACAACAUCCGGAGCCACCACAUCUCAGGAAGAACCGCCGCAAGGCAUGCUCAAGACUCAUAAGCUACCGGUGCUGCAUGAGCGUGGUGGCGGAAGCGAUCAAAACGUCGGACAGGACUGGGCUUUUACCCUCAGCAGGAGGAGAUUCGAGAUCAAACCCUUCAGCUUACCACCAGCGGAGGGCGAUAAAGAGGCGCAAGACGCCGCGAUCCCCGGAGGAAUGCCGAAGAAAGCAGAUCUUGAAUUCUAG